Molecule: messenger RNA, 1817 nt
Organism: Saprolegnia parasitica CBS 223.65
Lineage: Eukaryota; Oomycota; Saprolegniomycetes; Saprolegniales; Saprolegniaceae
Exons: 7
Coding region: 30-1817 (595 amino acids)
Molecular function (GO): protein binding
Source: RefSeq, a predicted model, not a curated record
CCGCGCGCCGCUGCAUCAAUACGCGGGCGAUGGCCCGUGGCGCGUCCGCACGCCUCUUUGCGUCGUCGGCCGAGCAGGUCGAAGCUGCGUGGAGCGCGAUCCGGCGCGCGCCGACGGCCGCCCCCGUCAACGACUAUGUCCGCGUGUGGUACGACUCGAUGGCCGCGGGCCGCCCUGCGCUCACGCAGGACGUGUGGAUGGCCCUCGAAGAUCGCUUCCCGCAUGAGCUCUCGCUCGACAUGUUUGAAGCCACCGCUGCGGCGCUCCUCGGCCACGACGACGCUGCCGCCGCCAGCCUCUACGAGACACAGGUCCGCCAGCGCGCCGACAAGGUCACCGACACCUUUCGCGACAUUGCGAUCCGCGCGUACUGCAACCUCGACCAGGUUGACGACGCCAUGGCGAUCGUCCGCCAGCAGCAGCACCCGGACAUGCACAUGCAAGCACGCGUGCUGUAUGCCUGCGCGCGCCUCGGCCGUCACGACGACUGCGACGAGCUCUUGCGCGCGCUCGACACGGCGCCGUCGUCGUGGACGGCGAAAGGCUGCGACAACGUCCUGCGUGCGCUGGGCAGCCUGUAUCCGAUCGACCGAGUAUUUGAGUUCUUCUCGCGCAUGCUGGCGCAAGGGAUUCUGCCGACGCCAACGUCCGUGCGCCUGCUCGUGCAAGCGUGUCUCUUCAACCACCAUCAUGCGCACCUCGAACGGCUCCUGCACAACAUCCCCAAGCUCCAGUUGCCGCCCGACGCCCCACUUGUCCAGGCGCAGAUUGCAGGGCAUGUGCAGCUGGGCCAUGCGCUCGAGACGACGGUCCUUCCGCUGACGGCGACCUUGGCAACGGCGCAUGCCGCCGACGAGAGAACGCUACCAACGCUCUACGAUGUCUUCUACACGGCCAUGGACCGGGACGACUUGGCCUCGGCGAUCACGCUGCUGCAUCAGCUCGCGACCUUCCCGGCGCCAUUCACCAUGUUGUACGCAGUGCUCGACCACCUCCCCAAGGACGCAACGGCGCUUUGGGCGAUGACAGGACCGCUUCUCGAGACAACGCUCCGGCACCACGGACACCACGUGCCGUCGCACUUGGCUGUGCCCGUCCUUGCCGCGGCCCGCCGCGCCGGCGACGAUGCGCUCGUUCUGCGCCUCUUCCACGCGCUCGCCUCUGCGGGCGUGUGCCCCAACAAGACGACGCUGAGCCUCGCCGCACAGAGCUGCAAGGCGCUGCCCGACGCCGACGAGACAACGCGACGCCUCAUGGUCGAUGCAGUCAACGCCGUCACAUCCUCGUCGUCGGCGGUCGAGCGAAAGCAGCAUUGCCAGCACCCACCUGUCGCCGUCCUCAACGCCUCGCGCGCAUGGGAUCCGAUGCUCGUCUCGGCCGCGCUCUCGGCGCUCGGGCAGGUUGAGGACCUUGCGCGCAUCGAAGCCGUGUUUGCAAUGGCCGUCGAGAAGCAAGCCGUGGACGCCCGCGUCGAGACGCAGUACGUGCGCCUCCUCGUCCGCGUCGGCCGCCAUGUGAGCAUGAAGGCGCUCGCCGACGUGCUCCCCAAGACCGAGAUGCUUCCAAUGCCGCUGCUCGAAGAAGCACUCGUGACCAUGAUGCGCUGCAAGCGGUACAAGGUCGUCAUCCGGCUCCUCCCGCAAUUGCACACGCGGCCCGAGACGUACGUCGCCGUCUUCCACGAAGCGCUGACGUAUGCGCGCUCGACGGUGUGGCUCACGCGGCUCUACGAGAUGGCCAAGCACCGCGCUCGCUUGCCGGCGAGCGACGUCGCCGAGUACCAACGGCUGCUCGCGCGGGCAACGGUCGCCCCAUAA